AAGACAUUCUUAACGUAUCUGUCUUGUUCUAACUUCUGCAAACGGUGUAUUAUCGUACUCUUUCUAAACAGAUAUACGUACUAUGAGAAAACUAUAAAAGAUCCGACAUCAGUUGACGUUCUUGUUUUUUAAAAAUGGACGCUGGACGUCAGGAAAAGAGUGUAUUUUGCAGGAUUUAUCGUUUUAAUGGUCACGAAUUAAACCCUGGAGAUAUUUAAUCAAUCCAUAGUGAUGGACUUAUUGUUUAUUUCGAUGUGAAAGCUGGAGAAUUUAAAGAGAGUAACAACAUGAAGAUAAAUGCUAUAAGAAUGAGUACCCCAAUAGAAGAGAAGGUUGAUCAAAAACUCAAAGUGAGAACAGGAAUGGUAACUGUUAGUGAUGGAAAAAGUAGACCAACUCCAGUUCAGUUGCAUUUAUCAAUGGAAGUUUUGAGGCUCCAAAAAGAGGAACCUGUUCCAAUAGAAUCCAAACCUCUAAAUUCAAAGGAGAGGAUGGUGCAGAUCAGGAGACAGAAAGUUGGUGGAUUAGGAUUGAGUAUUAAGGGAGGCGCGGAACAUAAACUUCCUAUAUUAAUCUCUAGAAUUUAUAAGAAUCAAGCUGCAGAUCAGACAGCAGAGCUAUUUGUUGGAGAUGCAAUAAUCAAAGUAAAUGGAGAAUAUAUAACAGCAUGUAUCCAUGAUGAUGCUGUCAACAUAUUAAGAAAUGCUGGAGAUUUGGUUGUUUUAACUGUCAAACACUACAAGGCUGCAACACCUUUCCUUCAAAAACAGGAUGAUAAGGAUUCCCAGCAAACUGACAGCAACAGUGAAAAAGAAGCGUCAGAUGACAGUUUUCGCAUACCUUCAAAUAGCACUAAUAGUAGACCAAGUUCCAUAUGUUCCGAGAUGGAUCAAGAAAUAGUUCAGACUCAUUGGGUUGACAUUAUCACAGUGCCUUUAAUGAUGGCAUAUGUAACUAGGUAUAUUUUUGGCACUGACAAAUUAAGACCAAACUCGUUCGAAGUUCGAGGCUUGAAUGGAGUCAGUACAGGUAUAAUUCAUUGUGACGACUCAGCCAUUUUGUCUCAGUGGCUAAAGUUUAUCAAUGAUAAUAUUAUUGGGUUAACAAAUUUACAGGUUAAAUUAUACAACAGAAAUUUUACUGUAUCAGAUAGAAUAGAAUAUAUGGGCUGGGUAAACGAAUGUGUUUUAAACAACAAUCAGCCUUGGCAAAACUACAAACCAAGAUUUCUAGCUCUGAAGGGAACUGAUCUUAUGUUAUUUGAUUCUCCUCCAUUGAGUCUUACUGAUUGGGGUAAAUGCACGCUGACUUUUAAAGUUUAUCAAACAAUGUUUCGAAUAGUGAAAGAAUCUGAAAAUGUUGAUGAACGGCAACAUUGUUUCCUUGUUCAAACUUCUGGCCAGGAAUCCCGGUAUUUUUCAGUUGAAACAAGGCAAGAAUUGCUGAGGAUUGAAAACGCUUGGCAUUGUUCCGUUUGCACUGCUGUAAUGAAAUUGGGUACAAAGACAUUUACUGUUAGCAGUAAUGGAAAAACCGCUAGUUUGACACUUGACUGGAACUUGGGAUUUUCAUUACACGAAGGAGAUUCCAAAGUUCCAAUUUGGCUGUAUAAAUUUUCUCAAUUAAGAGGUUCCUCAGAUGAUGGAAAGUCAAAACUCAAGCUGCAUUUUCAAGACUUAGAAACAAAAGUUAUUGAAACCAGGGAAUUGGAAUGUACAAUACUGCAGAGUUUGCUGUACUGUAUGCACGCCUUUUUAACAGCCAAGGUGGCGUCGGUGGAUCCAGGAUUCCUCUGUUCAACACAACCAUAAACUAGAACUGACACAGAUAGUAUUGUUAGCAUAGAACAAUAAUGUUGAGACUAGAUAAUUCUGAGUAGUAUAUUGUUAAGGGAUAAUUUUGUUAAAUGGGAAUAUAACACUAUACCACUGUAUAAUUGGUGUGAAAGUUAAUUGUCACCAUUUCACUCUUAUUGUCUUCUUGGGCAAGUGAAGUUAAUUUCAACUUAAACUUUAUACUAAAGAAUGAUCUUAGAAAAUUACGCUUAAAUUUUGAUAUUAUUCUUCAACACAGGUUUGUGUCUUUUUGUAAUGUUGAUAAUUUUAAAAGUCAGUAUAACUUUGACAGUAUGGACAGAUCAAAUUAUCCAGUCUAAUUUUAGAUGAUCUCACUCUAAUAUUUCCUUAACUUGGGACGUAUUUCUGGUAGACUUGUAAGUUUAAUAAUUAUAUAAUAAUACUUACAAUUGUAUUAUAAUUUGUAAUUGUAAGUUGUCCCAUUUUGUGAACUCUUCUUUCAAAUCCAAAAUGUUGAAAUUAUACUGUAUAUUGGAAUUUUUGUACCCUAAUGAUGUUAUAUGUUAUGUAUAUUCUAUUAUAAUUAGGUACCCUUGUCAUUCUACUUCCUGUCUGUCCCAAAUUUGUUAUCUUUAUAGAAACUUUCUACAGGGUGUGCCAAAAAGUUCUCAACAAAUGGGUUAUUUUUUUUUCAAUAACCAUAUAUUUCAACUUUUUGGACACCUUGUACAUAAUAUAUGACAUAAUUUUAUAGUUCAGAAUUUUAUUUUUCUAGGGGAAGCUUUAUUAUAUUUUUAACAAAUUUGUAAGUAUACCUUUUUAUUGAUGAUAUUUUAAGGUUUAAAAACAAAUGUUUAUUAAUUUAUUACAAACUUAUCUCAGUUUUGUGUUAUAGCGUCUAAAAUCAAGUAUAUACUGCAAUUUAGUAGGUUGAAUGUAAACUCUGAGGUUGAUUUUUGAUGAACGAAGUAUUAUAGGUAUCCUACAGUAAUCCAGUACUAUACGUAUACAUUUUGAAAAUGUAGAAGUAUUUUAAAUAACUAUAGUAACUCUAAAUAAUUCAUUACAGCUUAUUUCAGUAUACGAGUCCAAUCAUAAUUAUUUAAUUCCUUCCAUAAAACAAAAUCACGGUAACUUCCACUAAAGUUUAAUAUGGUUAUAUAUUUAGUUUAGAAGUUACUCUUGAACAGAAAUAGAAAGUGGUGAGAAAAAUGCCCUCAAACUUUAAUUAUGAAGAAAUCACUCUGACGCUAUAUAAUAAUAUAAAGAAUACAAAAUAUUAAUUCGCUAAGUAUGACAUACAUACUUCAUAUAUGUAUUUAAUGUACAGAUAGGAAACCAGACAUUGUCAUUCCAAUAGUCCAGUAAUGUGUAGGAAAUUAUAAACUUUAAUAUUCAUCCAAUACACCUUAAUGUGUAUUCAACAUUCUCAUCUACAUAUCAUACUCCUUGUAAAAAUAAUGGAUAGUCAAUCUUUUCAAUUAUAUCAAAUUCUAAUUAGCAAUAAGUACAAUUAGCAAACGAUAUUUAUAUAUUUUAAAUUGUUACCAAAGAAAACGUAUAUUAUAUUUUAUAUGAACAUUUAGUUAUUCAUUUAGUUUCUAUGUUGAAGCCGUUAUAUUUGCCUAUAUUUAUAUCUGGUUGAUUAUAUAUUUUAUUAGGUAACGUUAAGAUUUUGCUUGCCAUAAAAUGAAAUUUGGUUCAUUUUCUGAAUGGUGAAGCUGAUCCAAAUCCUUUAAACUGAUUCAGUACAUCAUAAUAGCUGUUUGACAUUGAUCAUAAGCAUGACUCAUUUAAUCUUUUAAAUUAGCAAGAUAUAUACAAGGUGCCACAACUAUCAAUAGUUCAAAUGAUCUUAGUCUUAAAUGUUUAGUAGUUUAUAGGGUGUUUAAAUUUUUUUGUAGCCGUCUUUUAUAUUUUUUCUGUAUGUAACUCUUUUCAAUGCACUUUCUUAAGAUAACUUUGAUAAUAAUCUGCCAGGUAGUUCCGUAAAUGACUUGAUCACUAGUAUAUCUGCGGUUAUCUAUAGAUAAUUAGGUAAUAUGAUUAUUAAUAUUAACUACAACUAUAUUUAGUCUAUGGUUAAAGGUAUUUAAGUGUGAUGAACAAGAAUUUAUCCCCUAACUAAAAAAAAGUAAUAUACAUAUUGAUUUGUCUAAGCUGCCGCAACAUCCGUUUCAAUAGUUCUGUUCACUUUUGUUCUCGUUUAAACUCAUAGUAACCAAUUGAUGCUCGGUAUGGUUGUAUGUAGUUAAUAUUUAUGGCUAAUAUGCAUUUUCUAGAUUAGAUGCACUUAAUAUACAAGAGCUAAGGGUCAUUUACUUUGAAUUAUUUUAUCAUUAUAUUUGGUACCCCUAUAUGCUGGGAUGAAAAAAAUGAAAACUUUCGUAUUGAAAGUCGUGUUUAUUGCUAGUUAUGGGAGAAAAUGAUUUGAUCUCACGGGUUCAAAAUUACUAACAAAAUAUCUGUGAUAUUAGUAUUAGGGUAUUUAUUUCUUUUAAACGAUUAGUUAAAUUAUAUUUAUUAUGUUAUUCUGUUUUUUUUUUUUUAAGAUUAUUAUCAGCACAAUAACUAUGUGUCAGCAGGAACUACCGGCGUUUUUUAUUCUCAAUAUUCACAGAAACUUAGGACUUUUUGAAUUUACUCAAGGCGGACUUUUUACGUGAAUAUUAUUAACAUAAAAAAAUUAUACUUUAGAAAAUGGGUAACAAAUAAUAGAAAGAAAAUAGAAAAAAAAUAAGUUCAAUGAAUUAAUUUUAAUUGAAACAUAAAAAUGUUCGAACUGCGAUUUAUUGAACUUGAUUUUCUCUAAUUUUUUGAAGUAUAAAUACAUUUGUUAAAAAGAAUGAAAAUUACUUUAAUUUUUAAGGGAAAUUAUUUCCAAUAUAUGCAGGGCCAUUCAUGCAAUUUGUUUUCCUUGUCCUAUAUUAGUGGUCAAACCAAUUUACCGAUUGUUUAGUUAUUAAUGAAUUAAUGAUCUCAUUAUGUGAAUAGAUACUCUUAGUUUCGUGGCACUUUUUAUAUAUGUUGAGAUUUUACAUAAUACAACCUUUAAACAUAUUUCUUAUUAUUCCUUAACUAUAAGGACAUAAUAUACAAUUUGUAAUGUUUAAUUGUUAAUAGUUGACAUGAUAAUUAGUUGUAAAUUAUAGAUACAGGAGAUCUGAGAUUAAUUAUUGAUUGACCGACUUGAUUAUAAUGUAACAACUUCUAUAACAAAUUUAACGUGUAUUUGAAGAUUGAUCUCAGAUUUCGCUGUAUAUGUAAUUUGUUUUUUGAUGCUUGGCUUAGUUGUGUUGUACUUUCUAAGCUAUUAAAGAAUUAAACUAAGUACAAGGAAAGUUGUUCAAUGUACUUGGUCUCUUAUAUGAAACUGGUUAUGAUUUAGAUUGUUUGCAUUUACUGAAAUGGUUGUGAUUUGUAAAUUAAUUUAGAUAAUUAUAUUAAAGUUAGGAAAGUGACAAGGGUAUAUUCAAUAUAUGUACUUCUGAGUGUAGAAAAAAUAACUGGUUGAUGUUUAUUCAUUUUCACUAAUAUUAGUGAAUCAAAAUUACUCAGACAUGUUAAUGUACUCUUGCUGCACUGACUCUCCUAUUUUGACCAAAUAGAAUAAUUAUUUAUUAUUAAUGUUACAAAAAAGUUAAUAAUCGUUGACAAUAUAAAUAAAUUUAUUUAGCGCCCCUAUCAUAAUUUUC
Molecule: messenger RNA, 5491 nt
Organism: Sitophilus oryzae (rice weevil)
Lineage: Eukaryota; Metazoa; Arthropoda; Insecta; Coleoptera; Curculionidae
Product: gamma-1-syntrophin
Exons: 9
Coding region: 288-1811 (507 amino acids)
Cellular component (GO): intracellular anatomical structure; dystrophin-associated glycoprotein complex
Molecular function (GO): structural molecule activity; protein binding
Source: RefSeq, a predicted model, not a curated record